This is a messenger RNA of Esox lucius (northern pike), 2762 nucleotides long. RefSeq names its product prostaglandin-endoperoxide synthase 2b (gene ptgs2b). Gene Ontology annotation, molecular function: oxidoreductase activity, acting on single donors with incorporation of molecular oxygen, incorporation of two atoms of oxygen; prostaglandin-endoperoxide synthase activity; peroxidase activity. Gene Ontology annotation, biological process: response to oxidative stress; cyclooxygenase pathway. Gene Ontology annotation, cellular component: cytoplasm; neuron projection. NCBI's taxonomy places the organism in Eukaryota, Metazoa, Chordata, Actinopteri, Esociformes, Esocidae. The record is from RefSeq and is a predicted model, not a curated record.
GCGGCUGAUGCUUGAAAACUUUCUGCACCUACUGUCAGAAAUAGUCUCAGGGAGUCUUAUGUGUGCUUGUUGUAACUCCUUACAAUCGUUGAAGUUUAGAGUAAAUAUAUUUUGUGCGCUAGUAAUAUAAUACAUCACUACCUGCGCUCAGUCUCCAAUUUUGAAACGGCCAUUGAGACGAAGACGACACGCGACCUGACUGUCGGUCCUACCUCUUCUCUCUCUCCACCCACUCUUGCUAUAAAACAACCGUGGUUCAUUCACAACCUAAGUUGUAAGAAAAGUAGAGACGGUAUAUCGGUAAACAUCAUUGGAAUGAACCGAAGCAUAGCAACGCUUUUAUUUUUGUCUCUGGGCAUACUAUUUGUCUGCGAAGGAGGCAACCCUUGCUGCUCUCAGCCAUGCCAAAACCGUGGCGUGUGUACGGCUAUAGACGGCAACAGCUACGAGUGCGACUGUACACGUACUGGAUUCUAUGGUCACAACUGCACACAACCGGAAUUCUUUACGUGGAUUAAAAUGUCUCUAAAGCCGACCCCCAACACAGUGCAUUACCUCCUCACGCACUACAAGGGCCUCUGGAACAUCAUUAACAGCAUUUCAUUCCUCAGGGACAGUAUCAUGAGAUAUGUUCUGACAGCUCGCUCCCAUAUGAUAGACAGCCCUCCAACCUUCAAUGCAGACUAUGAAUUAUAAAAGCUGGGAAGCUAUUCCAACCUCUCCUACUACACACGCACCCUCCCUCCUUUGCCUAAGGACUGUCCAACCCCUAUGGGAGUCGUAGGUAAGAAGGAGCUGCCUGAGGCAAAAGUGCUGGCAGAGAAGCUCCUGCUCAGAAGGAUGUUUAUCCCCGACCCUCAGGGCACCAGCCUGAUGUUUGCUUUCUUUGCCCAACACUUCACUCACCAGUUUUUCAAAUCUGACCAGAAGAUGGGUCCAGCCUUCACUAAGGCCAAGGGCCAUGGGGUGGACCUUGGUCACAUUUAUGGUGAAAACCUUGAGAAGCAACAUAAACUGCGACUCUUUCAAGGAUGGCCAAAAUUGAAAUUUCAGGUGUUGGAAGGAGAGGUGUACCCCCCGACGGUGGAGCAGGUUGGUGUGGACAUGCACUAUCCUCCCCAUGUUCCAGAAUCUCAACGAUUCGCUGUGGGCCAUGAGGCCUUUGGCCUGGUUCCUGGUCUCAUGAUGUAUGCUACCAUCUGGCUAAGAGAACAUAACCGCGUUUGUGAUGUCUUGAAGGAGGUCCACCCGGACUGGGAUGAUGAUAGGCUCUUUCAGACAUCUCGCCUCAUUCUUAUUGGUGAAACAAUCAAAAUUGUGAUUGAGGAUUAUGUACAGCACCUGAGUGGUUACCACUUCAAGCUUAAGUUCGACCCGGAGCUUCUCUUCAAAGAGCGUUUCCAGUAUCAGAACCGCAUUUCCUCAGAGUUUAACACCCUUUACCACUGGCACCCUCUGAUGCCAGAUGCAUUCCACAUCCAGGAGCAGGUCUACUCCUACCCUCAGUUUGUCUUCAACACCUCUGUAGUCACCACACACGGUAUCGCCAAUCUGGUGGAAUCCUUUACCAAGCAGAUAGCUGGACGGGUUGCCGGAGGUCGUAAUGUCCCUGCUGCUGUGCUGAUGGUGGCUCUGAAAUCCAUAGAGAACAGCAGACUGAUGCGCUACCAGUCCCUUAAUGCCUACAGGAAACGCUUCUCCAUGAAACCGUACACCUCAUUUGAAGAACUCACAGGGGAAAAGGAGAUGGCUGCAGUGUUGGAGGAGAUGUAUGGCCAUGUGGAUGCUGUGGAGCUCUACCCAGGUUUGCUGGUGGAGAAGCCCAGAACCAAUGGCAUAUUUGGGGAGACCAUGGUAGAGAUGGGUGCCUACUCCCUUAAAGGCCUGAUGGGAAAUCCUAUUUGCUCACCAGAGUACUGGAAGCCCAGCACCUUUGGUGGGAGUGUUGGCUUUAACAUUGUCAACACUGCAUCCCUACAGAGGCUGGUAUGCAACAACGUCAAGGGUCCCUGCCCUGUAGCAUCCUUUCAUGUGCGCAGUGUAAAGGACAGUGGCUCUAAUACCAUCAAUUCCAGUACGGCACAUUCUGGGAAUAAUGAUGUCAACCCCACUGUACUUCUGAAUGAAAGAAGCACUGAGCUCUGAUAAGACAUGAACUGAAAUUAUUUCUGGAAUUCAAAAUAGUUUUGCACAGGGGAGGGAAAAAUCUAUAGGUCAAUAUCCAAUCACAACACAAACAGUUAAGUUAUACUGUGAAACACCAUUCCACUAUUACUGAACUCAAAAAGUCUGUGUGGCACUUUUAAAUGUAUACAUUUUUUAUUUAUAUUUAAUAUUUAUUUUAUUUAUUUAAUGCUGGAAAUGUUGAGAUUUUUGUUUAAGUUUUAGACUGCCUUUGUUUUGACUUAACUGAAAGACCAAUUUGGUGUUUUAAAAAAAAAAAAAUGUACGCGCUUAUUUAAUAUGCAAUCUAUUUAUCAACCUCAAAGUUGACUAAACUUUGACAACCAAUACUUGAAUUUAACAGGUUUAGUUAAACCUGACUUUGUUCCAUUCUCUUAUAAUUGCAAGCACAAAUUACAUGCCACCUAACUGUACACAGGCUUUUCCACAGGUCAAAAGAAAUAUAGCCAGAUUGAUAAAAUACUGUACUUAACGCUAACAGCCGCAAGUUCUUUUGUGAGACUGUAACCUGUAGUACUUGUUGAGUUGAACAAUUCAACUAAAUUUUUUUGUUAAAUAAAACACUAAGAUAUACUUGA